AUGCCGUCGCGGGCUGCGCAUAAUCCUUCGGUCCAUCAAUCCACGAGUCUGGCCGGAGUCCAACCUAGCACAAGCCCCAUCCGCGUGCCAGUAGUGGGAAGCCGAUCUCCGAACCGCGCGCGACAUGUCGAGGCAAGCACAAACCAAAGAGUGACCGGGGCGCCGUAUUUCUCCCCGCCGUCACCGCAGUAUCGUGGACGGCAUUCUCGCUCGAUUAGCCAGCCCUUUGCGUCAGCUUUUGGGGCUACUGGGAAGCGUCGGAAUAAAUCAAUAGUAGCAGUAGAUACUGACGAUGACGAUGACGACGAUGAUAUCUAUCUCCCGAAUCCAAAUCCAUUAUCUACGAGUCCCCGCAAGGGUUUGCCGCGAGUACCGCCGAAGGAUGAUUUGACAACGGGCAAGUGUAUGACUUGCAAUAACACGGUGCGAUGGCCGCGGAAUUUGAAAGUCUUUCGAUGUACGGAGUGUUUAACGGUGAAUGACCUGGAACCGUAUCAGGAGACGAGAGACCCCAUCAACCCUGGGACAAAGCCGGCAAUUCCAAGGAAAGCGAUCCCAUUGACAACUGAGCGAACCGCUGCCAUUAUCGAUCGGUGCAUAUCUACUCAUUUGCAACAAUGCUUAGGAGCCCCGCAAGUACCGCCGAAGGAUGCAUUUAGGAAAGGCUUGCCUCAAGCCUCGCCCAAAUCACCUGAACAUUUACCGCUACCUCAACAUCAGCGACCCUCACGGGGUCGCAGCGCGUCAUCCUCAGAUACGCGCGAGAAGGCCGAUGGUGGCGAUAGAGCCUUUGAAAGCUCCAGCUACCCGUUUAGGAACCCGUUUCCCCCGGCUCCCCCACCCAAGGAUGCACCAGACCAUCGGAAUGCGCCCAGGCACGUGGCGCCAAGGGAGCAUGGUCGACCGCAUGACAGUGGAAGAAAGGAAAGGCAUCCUUAUAUAUUCCGAGAACUGGAGGACUAUAUAAUAUCGGGGUUUAGAGGCUGUGACAUUCUGAAUGCAUCGUUCAACUCGGGUCAUCAAGCUCCCCGACCUGCACCAGAGAAUACUCGCCCCGAACCCGACCCAGGGCAAAGCCCAAGACACGCAUAUGUGGAUCCUGUCGUUGAACUGGAUGCUAAGACACUUCUGGUGGGGGAUCUGGCUGAGAAUUCAUCUUGGUGGAUGGCUGAUGAAGAAUCGGGUAGAGGACCCAGCCAUGCCCAAUCCAAGCCCAGAACUACGAAAACAGUCAACUCGAGAAGCCCUCGAAUUAACUGGACGGAUGUCGAUCAGUGGUAUCAGCUUAUACUGAGAGCGGGGACUUCCUGGGUUGAGAAGUGGUCGACCAUGAAACCACCUCUAACUGAAGAGGAUCCCACAAAGGCCGCGGCAUGGGAUAUGGCGGACUUGAGUGUGAUCGAAAAGGAAAUGACAGAAUCGCGUGCACAUCUACAUAGGACACUCCUGAAAGCUACGGAGGGCUUCUUAAACGACCGCGAAGACCACUGA
Molecule: messenger RNA, 1491 nt
Organism: Aspergillus puulaauensis
Lineage: Eukaryota; Fungi; Ascomycota; Eurotiomycetes; Eurotiales; Aspergillaceae
Product: putative E3 ubiquitin-protein ligase
Exons: 2
Coding region: 1-1491 (496 amino acids)
Source: RefSeq, a predicted model, not a curated record